This is a messenger RNA of Styela clava, 668 nucleotides long. The record is from RefSeq and is a predicted model, not a curated record. Lineage: Eukaryota; Metazoa; Chordata; Ascidiacea; Stolidobranchia; Styelidae.
AAUGCAUUUAGUUUAUACAAAUUUAUUAUAUUUGUUAAAUCGAUUUUUCAAUAAUGAAAAAGGUUAGUGGUAAAACAACUCCAGAUAAACUGCGAUACACGCAAGAUUCAAUAAGUUCCAAUUUCAAAAAUGGCGGAAGUAUCGAAGAAGCCAUCAAUAAUGUUGUUGCCGGGGUAUUAUCAGUUCUUGAUUUUCCUCGAAUGGAAGUUUACAGUUUUGCUGGUAGCUUGUGGUGUCGAAACAACAGGAGACUGUACGUUAUGAAAGAACUGCAACUGCGGGGGCAUUUAGGAGAAAUCGUUGUUGACUACGUGGGGGAAAAGCUACAUCAUAGAAGAUAUUUUACGACGAAAACAGACGGAAAAAGUAUACGAGUUCGCGGACAGUCUGGAAUUGCUGAUUUGAACUCCUUAUUUGCAGAUUUAACCAUUACUGCGAACCAAUAUAAUUACCAAUAUGAUGAACAUUAUAAUGAUCCAAACGAAGACCAAUACGAUGACCAAUAUGACGACCAAUACGAUGACCAAUAUGAAUACCAAUACGAUGACCAAUAUGAAGGCCAAUAUGAUGACCAGUAUGAAGACCAAAUCGAUAACCUAUAUCAGGGGGUAGAAGACUACAGUAAAUGGGUAACAUGCACUGCAGCUGACAUUAUAUUCGGUGUUUGA